Onychostoma macrolepis is the source of this 2208-nucleotide messenger RNA. RefSeq names its product AFG1 like ATPase b (gene afg1lb). Bases 110 to 1606 code for a protein of 498 amino acids. The record is from RefSeq and is a predicted model, not a curated record. NCBI's taxonomy places the organism in Eukaryota, Metazoa, Chordata, Actinopteri, Cypriniformes, Cyprinidae. The transcript is spliced from 13 exons. Gene Ontology annotation, molecular function: ATP binding; ATP hydrolysis activity. Gene Ontology annotation, cellular component: mitochondrion; cytoplasm.
UUAUACAAACCUGAAAGAACAACAUGCAUAGCAGAGUGUCUGUUCUCCAUAAAGGGAUAUAAGGUGUCAGUGUACAGAGCUCAAUAAAGUUAUUAGGUUUUGAAUCAACAUGGCGGCAUACAGGUUGCGGUCGACAACGAGAUGUCUUUUAAGACUUGCAUUCAAAAAGACAAGUUUGUCGAGAGGAAUUUGGUGUGAACGGUUUAAGGCCGUUAGAGGACAUACAUCUAUGUCAGCACCUUGGGCUGCUCACGGUGGACUCAUCAGCCACUAUGACAGCCUUGUCUGCUCCGGUUCACUGCGAGAGGAUGAUCAACAAAGAGCUGCACUUCUUCAGUUAGAACAGUUAAACAGAGUGAUGACAGACUAUACCAACAUCCCGAUCCUUCUCCCUCAACCUAAAGACUGUUUACAUAGUCAACCCACCUCAGAACUGAAGAAUAAUACAAGUAAAGUAAACCUUUGCAGUCCUCAAGAAAAGAUGUCAAAUGAAAAAGAAGACCGAGAUGUUGACAACAUACAAGAGGAGUCCCCAAAGCCACAUCCUCCCCACGGCUACUAUAUCCAUGGUGAUGUUGGCACUGGAAAAACAAUGAUGAUGGAUCUUUUUUACUCAUUUGUGGAAAAUGGAAGAAAAAGGAGGGUUCAUUUCAAUGCAUUCAUGUUAGACGUACAUAGAAGGAUCCACAAACUGAAACAGAGCCUGCCAAAGCGACGGAUAGGUAAAAUGACAAUGUAUGACCCCAUCUUUCCAGUUGCCAUGGAGAUCGCAGAGGAAACCUGUCUCCUAUGCUUUGAUGAGUUUCAGGUGGUGGAUAUAGCCGAUGCUGUGAUUCUGAAGCAGUUAUUUGAGGGCUUGUUCAAGUGUGGGGUCGUGGUUGUGGCAACCUCAAAUCGACCACCUGAAGAACUGUACAAAAAUGGGCUUCAGAGGGCUGCUUUUGUGCCUUUCAUUGGCGUACUCAAGAAGCACUGUCAUACCGUCGGUCUUGACACUGGAAUAGAUUACCGGACAAGAGAAAUGGAAGCAGCAGGAAAACUAUACUACAUAUCAAGUGAGCCUGAUGCAGAGAAUGCUGUCAAUACACUGUUUGAGGAACUGGCGUACAGACAAAAUGAUGUAACCAGGCCAAGAGUACUGAACGUGCAAGGAAGAGAAGUAACCCUGAGCAGAACCUGUGGAACCACUGCAGACUGCACCUUCCAAGAGCUGUGUGAGCGACCAUUGGGUGCAGGUGAUUAUUUAGAAAUCGCACGGCAGUUUGACACGGUCAUCAUACGGAAUGUUCCUUACUUUCGAGUCGGAAUGAAGGACCAGGCUAGACGCUUCACCACACUCAUUGACAACUUUUAUGACCAAAAGGUUAGAGUGGCAAUAUUGGCUGACGCACCAUUACACCGCCUCCUUGAUCAGGGACCCAUGACUGGAGAGGAAGCAAGAGAUCGCCUAAUGAUAGAUGAACUUGGCCUGACCGAUGAGGCCAGUGAGCGGCUGACAUUGUUCACAGCAGAUGAAGAGGUCUUUGCCUUCCAGAGGACAAUAUCUCGCCUCACAGAGAUGCAGACAGAACAGUACUGGCUCAGUGGGGAUCGGAGUCAAACAUGAACUGAAACUCCUUUGCUGUAACCAACUACCUCUUAAUAGAGUCGACAGGAGAGUCUUUGUGGCCUCCCAAAACAUUUGGGAUGGUAUAUUUCCAUCACCAAAAACGGACUGUUAGCCUUAUCUUAUUAAAUUAAAAGCAAGUGGAAUUGUCCAUAUGCUCACAUCAACAUUAAUACUUAAAACUAAAUAUCAUGGACUGUAGGAGGACAAUGCAUAUUCUGCAAAAUAAGACGAUGUCUAGCACCCUCUAGUGGAUCGUGUAUUCUGUUGUAUUUAGUACAUUAUGUACUUUGGAAGACACUCUCACUGUGGGAGAGGGAAAAAUAUAUUUAUAUUUAAAUGUUUGAUGUCUAAUGUGAAUUUAUGCAGUUGUGCUUCCUUAAAUAUCAAAGCAUGUUUCCAUAUUUAAGUAAUAAUAAUUUCCAUAAAAAGUAAUAUAAAUUACAUAAUUAUGGGAUAAAAGUUAAAAUCAUAAAUUAUUCCGAUUUACCAAAGCGUGUUUUUUUUUUUUUUUUAACAUUUAUUUAUAUUAUGUGGUGGAAAUGGGCUUCCAUUCUUAAAUUAUUAAAAUGUUAAUGAAUCUCCACAAACAAAUGUUAUUU